Nerophis lumbriciformis (worm pipefish) is the source of this 1413-nucleotide messenger RNA. The record is from RefSeq and is a predicted model, not a curated record. NCBI's taxonomy places the organism in Eukaryota, Metazoa, Chordata, Actinopteri, Syngnathiformes, Syngnathidae.
AUGACCGUGAAGGUGGAAGAGAGCUGCUUCAAUGUAGAGAGGGCCUUCCUGGCCAAGCACAGCAACUACUUCCGGGCCCUCUUUGAGUCUGGCAUGCGAGAUAGUAAUCAGGACACGUUCAGUCUUAAAGGUGGAGUUAACGCCAGAGGUUUUCUGAUCGCUUUGGCCGUCUGUAACGGAGAAUUUCCACCUCUGCGGGAUCCGGAUGAGCUGCUAGACGCGGUGGAGUGCGCCGCUUUCCUGCAGAUGCCGCAUUUGAUCGACCAUCUUUGUGAUAUCGUCGAUUCGGACAACUGCGUCUUGCUUUACCGCGCCGCCUCCGUCUUCGGGGUGCAGGAGCUUUUUCACAGCGCCGCUCUUUUCCUCUGCGAUACCUUCGAACACCUGAGGGAGACGGCGGAGGCGAUGCUACCAGAGGAUCUGCUGCAAUAUUCUCGUUCGUUGUCGCCGGCAUCUUACGUCGCGAUCGGUACUCAUUCUCCUUCGAAGGAGACGCUCCAAGACUCCCAUCGGGUCGUGCGCUACUUGGAUGAGAAAGAAGGACAGUGGAGGCAUCUCACGCGCCUUCCGACACUUUGUAGCACAUCCAUGUGCGGUGUGGCGGUGCUGGACAACCGCCUGUACAUUGUCGGGGGAGUUUACGGUUACGGAAAAGACACCGUGGACGGCGCCUUCCGAUUUGAUCCGGAAUCGGGGGUUUGGACUGCUCUUCCAGGGCCUCGCAAACCCAGGUACGACUUCACUUUACUGGGACACGAGGGCCGACUCUACGCCAUCGGAGGCGAGUUCCAGAAACGGUACGAGGCCACAGCGGAGACUUACGAUCCUGUGAAAAGCGAAUGGACUUCAAUACGACAAGCGCCGAGACCUGUCGCGUCGGCCGCCUGCGCCGUGGCGAGGCGUCGGAUGUUCGUCUGCUUCUGGAAGCCUCCCGACACUACGGAUAUCUACGAGUACGUAGCGUCAGACGACGAGUGGAAGCUGACAACCACCAUGAUCAGACCUCAGAGUUACGGCCACUGCAUGGUGGCGCACCGGGACAAUUUGUACGUCAUGCGAAAUGGGCCGUGUGACGACUUUCUCCGCUGUCUGAUAGACUGCUACAAUAUCAGCUCGGCCCAGUGGACGGCAUUGCCGGGACACUACAUCAACAGCAAGGGGGCGCUCUUCACCGCCGCGAUAAGAGGCGAUUCCGCGUUUACCGUCAAACACGCGCUAACGCUGGAGUACACUGUGGGCGCCAACGCGUGGAAACCGCGGAGGCAAAUGAAAGGUUUUCCCGAGAAUGGAUCGCUUUGGACGUGUUUACUCAGGCUUCCCGAAACAGGAGUAGUGGAUGCACAGGGGAAGGAUAAGGAAAUGCCAUUGAAAGGCAGAACGGAGAGAUCAGUAGAUGAUUUGCUGGAGGUCUAA